AUGGAGCAACUCGCCCCCGAGAUCCUUUCGAGUAUCGCUUUAUGUUUGUGGGAAGACUCGGAAGAGUCGCUAGCCCCAUUCGCAACCUUGUCUCGGCAAUGGCAACCUUAUAUUGAGGCUCAGACAUUUCGCCGCCUGUUUCUAAACCCAACCAGACUCUCAGAGGCAAUAAGUCAGAGCAUUCUUACUCCAACACGCCUUUCCUGUCUCCGCUACUUGCGGUGCGAAUUCAUUUUCCCCGCUCAUGAAACUGAUUCCACAAAUCCGGACGACGCGGAUGAUGAGAUAGUCUUUGUCAAGAUAGUUACGCAACUUUUCAGCCUCUUGAGUAAAACACCUCCCUGCAAGGAUCCACUGGUGUACCUCUGCCUCGAGAUCCCAGUACCCGGUGUUUUCGGGUCUUCAGAACAGUAUGCCAGCGACUAUGGCGAACCUGUAGACUACCCAUUUGUCGCUCAGGGACAAGUGCGGACUUCAUAUCUAGACUUUCCGCCAGGCUACGAAGAGGAGCUUCCGGAACUACCCAUGGUGUAUAAAAUGUCGACCAAUCUCAUCUCUAGAAGCGUCGUCUUUUCUCCGCGUUCGAUCUGCUUGAUAGCGAGCAAGAUGCCCAGGUUGAGAAAAGUGAACUGGGAACUCAGCGACGCGGAGAAGCUUGAUACGGGCCUUGCCGGCACGCUCAAGAGGCUACCAAUGUCCAUCGAAAUGUUCCAUCUCACAUAUGUUCGAGAACUACCAAACAACCACUCUUUUCAACCUCCCAGCAUCAUCCCGCCCGACUCCCAGCAAGAUCCAUUGAGCGAAGCGCUUUGCGAGUUCACACAAAGGAUAGGGCUUAAAGACUUUACCUUUUCCGGUAGUGUUGAUCACACUAUAUUCUGGCCUUCAUCGGAAAGCUCAGACGAGCAGCCCUAUUGGCCAAGUCUCAAGUCUAUAGACGUCUACCCUCACGAGGUCCUCCCUUCAGGGGAAUGGCUUACCAUGCAGAGACCAGGCAGUCGGCUACCCCCGAGUGUCAUGAUACAUCUCGCAGCCGACAUCCCAGGCGAGGGACUCGAGCGGCGUUUCCGAGACUACCCCGUCUAUUCACUCAUGGAUCCCUUCUUCCGCAACAUGGGGAAAUGCGUAGCCCGGAUGCCGAAAGUCGAGUACUGUUCCAUCAGCUUCAGCGACGCAUGGCUCUCAAAUCUUCAUUUCUGCACAGAGUUUCCCGAGAUCCCUUGCCUUGUACUAGCUGGUAAGCCAGAACCUGAAGUGGGAAAGGAGACGUCGGAUAUCUGGCGGGAGGCUGUCAAGGUGCACAACAAGGACUUUCGGCUACAUUUUAAUGCAGACGACCCAUUUUCUUUGAAGCAUUUCUCGGGAGUUUACGAAGAGAUGGACGUCGGGGAGAAUUCCGUGUAA
This is a messenger RNA of Fusarium vanettenii 77-13-4, 1404 nucleotides long. RefSeq lists its product as uncharacterized. NCBI's taxonomy places the organism in Eukaryota, Fungi, Ascomycota, Sordariomycetes, Hypocreales, Nectriaceae. The transcript has 2 exons. The record is from RefSeq and is a predicted model, not a curated record. Bases 1 to 1404 code for a protein of 467 amino acids.